Molecule: messenger RNA, 3663 nt
Organism: Pieris brassicae (large cabbage white)
Lineage: Eukaryota; Metazoa; Arthropoda; Insecta; Lepidoptera; Pieridae
Gene: Eaat2
Product: excitatory amino acid transporter
Exons: 10
Coding region: 936-2495 (519 amino acids)
Biological process (GO): L-glutamate transmembrane transport
Cellular component (GO): plasma membrane
Molecular function (GO): L-glutamate transmembrane transporter activity; glutamate:sodium symporter activity; neutral L-amino acid transmembrane transporter activity
Source: RefSeq, a predicted model, not a curated record
UCCAAAUACUACGGUUGUGCGUUGGUAAGUUGAGGCGAGGGAGAACUUCUAUUAUUGACGACCCUCGCAUGGGUCGCCCUACAACGGUAGUUCAAAUGAUUACAAUAGUUGAAAAGAUUGUCUUUGCGGAUUCGUCGUGUCACUGAUUGCUUCAUAUCACGAGAAAUAAAUACUUUUAUGAUAGUAAGUGUCCAUAAUAUUGCACACCAUCAUUUGGGUAUGUAAUAAGUGUCAGCGCGUCAGAAUUCGGAAGAAUUUCACAAAUCUGUUUGGGUUUGUCCAAUAUUUACUGCGUCGAAUACUCGUUAAAGUUUUUUUGUUUCAUGAAAAUAACCAAGAAGAUUGGAGAUAGCUGUUAUUCAAAAAGCUGGCUUCGAAUUAAUGUUUGAUCAAUUCAUCGUCACCGCUUCAUAGCUUCUCGUAAUUUCUACCUAUUUCCGCAGGUUAUGGAACAUUACAGGGUCUAUAAAGUGGAAGAUGUUGAUGCAAUAGUCGCCGCGAUACACGAUUUUUUAUGGGAUCAGAAAGAUUUAAAACAAAGGGAUUUAUUGCUUUAUAAAGAAGCAAAAAUGAUAUACUAAUUGUACAAACAUGGACUACCUUUUAUUAGGUCAAAACAUAUAAUAAACAUUGAAUAAAAGAUAAUUGUGUCACAAAAAACUGAAUACACUGCAAUCUGCAAGCAUUUGCUUGCCCUGCCACCGACAGCAAAACGAGUAUGUGGGGUUCGACCAACACCAGAGUCUGCUUUUCGGAUAGUACCUACAAGGCCGCGUUACGUAGGCUUCAGGCUUGCUCUUAAAUCUCCCGGAACCUCAACAGCAAAGCUAUUACGCUGAAAAAUCUACGGGGCUGCUUACACUGCAAAAUAGCUCUCAGUGUCAAUAUUCUCAAAUUUUUAACUUCCUCAACGGAAAGAAUAUUUAUUCGCGAAGAUGGGCCCAGGGGACCGGGGGCCGAAGACCACAGACCCCAGAUCUGCUGCUGCUGCAGUGGAAUAUACCGGGGUCAGGAAGUGGUUUAUAGAUAAUACACUUCUGGUUGUGACCUUGGCUGGCGUAUUGAGCGGCAUUGCAAUAGGUUUUGGUCUCCGACCUUAUCACCUGGGUGCCGAUGCUCUCAUGAUAAUUUCAUAUCCUGGAGAAUUGUUCAUGAGGCUCUUAAAACUCAUGAUUCUACCUCUAGUGAUAGCCAGUCUCAUAGCUGGUUCGGCUAGUCUCAAUGCGAAGAUGAGUGGUAAAAUCGCUUUAAGAACCUUAUCCUACUUUGUCUUAACAUCAAUGUUCAAUGCUUUUCUGGGAGUGGUUUUGGCGGUGUUGAUUCACCCAGGUGAAUCUUAUUUGAAAAAUUAUUCUGCGACUCCAGUUCAGAAGAGCGACCAUAGUAUAUUAGACAGUCUUCUGGAUAUCGGUCGAAACAUCUUCCCAGAUAACAUAGUACAGGCUGCAUUUCAACAAGCACAUACCGUUUAUGUUCAGUCGUCGACAAUGGUAUCAAGUAAUGGUACACAGAAUGGCACACAACCAGCCUUGGUUAGAGUAGUUCAAUAUAGGUCGGGAACAAAUACAUUAGGUUUAGUAUUUUUCUGCUUAGUAUUUGGCAGUUUAUUAGGCACACUCGGAGCAAAAGGGCAAGUUGUUGUGGAUUUCUUCCAGGCGAUAUUUGAAGUGAUCAUGAAAAUGGUGACAGGUGUAAUGUGGUUCACACCUGUGGGUGUGAGCAGCGUUAUUGCUGGAAAGAUUCUUGGUGUCGAUAAUGUUGCGCAAGUGAUGUCGCAACUAGCCUGGUUCAUAACCACCGUUACAAUUGGCGUAUUCUUUUAUCAGCUCAUAGUGAUGCAAUUACUUUACUUUCUUUUUCUAAGAAGAAACCCAUACAAGUUCUAUUGGGGAUUAUCUCAUGCUAUGCUGACGGCUUCGGCCACCGCAUCCACUGCAGCAGCAUUGCCAAUAACAUUCCGUGCGAUGGAAGGGCCGCUACAUAUCGACUCCCGUAUUACCCGUUUCGUUCUGCCUAUAGGCUGUAACAUAAAUAUGGACGGCACAGCUCUGUUUCUAGCAGUUGCCAGUGUCUUUAUAUGCCAGAUGAAUAAUAUGCAUAUGGGAUUUGCUCAACUGGCAACCAUAUUCUUAACAUCAACGGCGACUUCAUUAUCAUCAGCGUCAGUACCGUCGGCAGCAAUGGUACUGCUCCUCGUAGUGCUGGCUGCAGUGGAUGCACCAACACAAGAUGUUUCGUUAUUAUUCGCAGUCGACUGGCUGGUUGACAGGAUACGGACUACAAACAAUAUGUUAGGAGAUUGCUACACAGCGGCUAUUGUGGAACACCUAUCAAAACAUGAGUUGAUGGCUUGUGACGCUGCAUCUAUGGAACCAGUAGCUACGAAUGGCACUUUGCCAACCACAACAACAGACUUAGAUAUCGUUUCAUCGAAGAAGUCCUUAGAGUCCGAUGAUAUUGUUAUAGACAUGCAUUUAGAUAAUAAUAAGAGUUAGUUAUUGUUAUGUAAUCAGUUAUUAUGUAUCUAAAUCAUCGCAAUGUAAUUUCGAGCUUGGAACGGGGGAAACUAGACUUAAUCACUGGAAUGAGGAUCAAAUGAUGACAACUAUAGUAGAGGCGAUUGUUCACAAAAUUUAAACCAUUUAAUUUUACUUCGUUAUAGAGCAUAUACAAUUUCUUUCGUUACCAUCCGUUUAAAUGAAAAUCGUUAAUCAACACAUGCAUUUUGUAGGUGGUCCAAUUCCUUGUUUAUAAGAAUCCUGUGAAUUUUUACUUAGUUUUACAUUUAAAAGCUAUUGCAGUUACAGUAGGAUUAAAUUAUAGAUGUAGUUAUGUCAACGUUAAAACUGUAGGUGUUUCGUUAUAUUUGUGCAAAUACGUUCAAAAUAUUACCUUUAUUUCGUUAUUUUAUGCAUUUAAAGACACUACUGUUGAAUUACCCAAAAUGUAAUGUUUUUGUCUAACAGUGUUUCCCUUUUUUGUGCUAUGCACCACCUUAACCAACCUAAGAUUCUUUUGAAUAUUUAACUACAUAAUUCAUACUCAUAAAAAUUAAAUAGUUCAGUUAAGAAAUUUUAAUGAUUGUUUUAUGAAGAAAUCACUAGGAAAUUGUUAAAGAAACAAUAAGUACAUUUUCAAAACAUAAUGAAAACUGUAAUUCAAAUUCCAAAUUUGAAUUUUAGCUUCAGUCUCAGGUCUCCGUUGAGUUAUAUCCAGCCACCCUCUUAACAAUCAAAUUGCCCCUCUUUAGGUCGUGGGCCCCACGUUGGCAAACACUGGUCUAACAAUUCCUUCAGAUAUAAUGAUUUGUCCUCGGAAUAUGAAGUUGGUUAUAUGAAUAUCAUGUAACAAUGAUCUUUCUAAUUACAUAGGCGUAAUAUUUUGAGCGUAAUUUGGGCAUUCGUGCUCGAAUACACAAAAGUCGUAAAUACUUAAAGGUAUUUUUGAAGAGCUCCUUAAUCAGACAGACGUUUGUGUAUUUGAACUUAAAUGUAGGGUAAACAGAUAUUAAUCUGCUCAAGCCCUUAUUUAAUUCGGGGCCUAUUAAAUUAUGAAGUAUUAUCAUAUAGACUUUAUACUUUGUGAUAAUGUAGGUAUUGUAGUAUAGCCCCAACUGUGAUAUGUAUGUUCAAUUUAUAUUAGGAAUAAAGAGCUUUAAUCGUG